Molecule: messenger RNA, 606 nt
Organism: Prorocentrum cordatum
Lineage: Eukaryota; Dinophyceae; Prorocentrales; Prorocentraceae
Source: the annotation of a GenBank genome assembly
AUGCAGGCCCCCGUUGCUGCCCGUCGGGGGCUGCCUGGCGCGCGCUGUCUCAGCAGCUGCGCCGUAGCAGGGGGGCCCUGCCCCGGGUGGCUGGCUGGCGGACGCAGGCGGCCCUGGGUGUUCCCCGAUUGGGGCGAGCCCAAGGCCGCUGAGAGCACUCUCCCCCCUCCCUUCCUCCUCGUCUCCGCUCUCUUGUCUGCUGCUGCUAUCCUGCGGAGCUCGAGCUGGCUGGAUUCGUCGGUGGGGUUCUCCAAGGUGAAGGAAGUCGCCACCCACCAGGCAGCCAGGACGGAGCCUGAGCGGCCGGGCGGCGGGGCGCUCCGGACGCCGCCUGCCGACCCCGGUUGCCUCACGCGGCGGAGGCCCCCGACGGUGCCGCACGGCCCCCUCGGCGCGCGGCGCGGCCUCGGCGGCCUCGGGGGGGGGGGGGGAGGCGUCCCGCCGUGCAGGGCUGCGGCUGGGAGGCCCGGGAGGCCUGCCGGGGGCCGAGCGCCGGGCGAUGGCAGGCACGGCUCCAACGGGGCGGGGCGUGCCCACCUUCGUCGUAUUCCCCGCCGAAAAAAUCAUUCCGCGUUGAAAACAGUGUAUUGCCUGCUGAAUCAGUGA